GUGAAAAAUUUCUCUGGCCUUUGGCAUGAGUGAUAUACGGCUUAAUUCAUCCAAAUUGGGGACACAGGAAUACUGGAACACAUUUUAUGAACGAGAAAUCGGCAACUUUGAACAUAAUGAAGACGAUACAGGAGAGUGUUGGUUCGAUGAUUCCGAUGCAGAACUGAAGAUGAUUGAGUUUUUGAUCCAGAAGAUCAAUGACGGCGAGCUUCCACGCCAUUAUGAUACUUUAAACAUCAUAGACUUGGGAACCGGCAACGGCCAUUUGUUGUUUCAGAUGUAUGAUGACUUUGAGCAAGAGUUAGACGUGCAAGUCGAUUACAACUUCAAGGGCAUCGACUACUCUGCCGAGUCAGUGGACUUCUCAAACAAGAUCAAAUCCAAGAAGUAUGAAGACCAAAGGUUUGAAUUUGAACAAGUGGACUUGUUGAAGAAACAAAGCGACUUUUUGGAUGCAAAUCGAGAAAAGUACGAUAUACUUUUGGACAAAGGGACUUUGGAUGCUAUUGCACUCAACCAAGAACCUGUGGAAGACCUUGAUGGGAAAAUAGGCAUGGAUGUGUAUGGGUCACAGGUGGAGAAGCUAAUGCACAGGGACUCAAUACUUUUGAUAACGUCGUGUAACUUCACUGAAGAAGAGUUGGUGAAGAUUAUUACUAAAGAGACUGAGUUGAAGGUGUGGGAUAAGAUCACGUACCCGGUUUUUGAGUUCGGAGGAGUCAAAGGUUCGACCAUUUGUAGCAUAGCAUUCAUUAAAGAGUAGCAUAGAUUGUAUAGACUCAAGAGUACAAUGAGAUGUAUAUUAUAUUUAGUACUACAAGUGUAGCACAGUUGUAUUUACCGACUUUAUAAGUAUACAAGUAGCGAGCAGUAAAUAGUACAAGGAGUCUGUGUUCGACUUCUCUUCGCUUUGGGCUCUACUUCUCCAUCUGGUCCUUUAAAUUCUCAAUCUUCUCCACCAAGUCAUCUCGAAGUCCCUCGUUAGAAAACUUCAACAAAUACUGCACUGGCUGCCCACACUCAUUAACCGCAUUGAACCGAAAGAACUUUCCAGGUGUCAAGCUGGCCUCUAGCCCCUUGUGAGUUUCGGUAUUCUUGGUGAUCUUGGAGUUUAAUAUCACUCGCAAUAACCCGUGCGACCUCAUCACCAACCUCACCUGUGUAGGAUCUUUGAUCGACUGGUUCAAAUGUAUCUGGCCCAACCCACGUUCUUUCCACCCGUCCUUCAUAUGUUCAAAGUCGAGUUCAAACAACUUACAAAGUGAGUUGAAAUGUGACUUUUCAUCUUCCUCACCCGUGGUGUUUUUGACGGGCUCCAAGUCCACUUGUUUGUACUGCUGAGAAGGCUGGCCAUCCUGAGGUUCUUCUUCUGAGUCUUUUUGUGGCUCCUCGUCUAAAAACGAUUUCUUUGCAGUAGAGUUGCGGAAUGCAUUGGAAAAUUUGGUGUUGGCACCGAACGAAGAGGCCAGGCCCGCAUUGACAGAAGCCGAAGACGGUAAGUCGGCAAAGACGUUCUUUCUUUCCGCCAUUUUGUUCAACACAGAAGCGUUGCCGAAUGACGUGGUAGCUCCAAACACAUGUUUACCAGGAGUGGAGUUGGUAGAGCCAUCAGACUUGUCCUUUGGAGUAUCUGUGACUCGGUUUUCGUCGGCUAACGAAGUUGUGGGGGUAGCGACAGCGGGCUUGAAGUCGAACAGGGUUCCGCCAAAUGUGUGUUUUGGUUUGGAUAGUUCUGGGGUUCCAUUCUCAGAAACUCGAUUCAACACCGGAGGUUUCGAGACAGCGCCAAAGGUGGGGGCGGUGGCCACUGUGGAUGUGUCACGUGGUGGCAAUGGGGGCGGGUUUGGUUUGAUGAGCAGGUUGUAUUUGUUUUUCAAGUCGUUUAGUUCACUGUGUAUGGCGGCGAACUUGUCUUCAAAAGAUGCUAGAAGUUCGGCUUUUAUCAGCUGUUUCAACGACUCCAAGUCAUCUGUGGAAGUCGAUAAGCCAGGCUCCGGCUUUAACCGCUUAGUAUCACCGUCUCCGGUAUCAAGGCUCCUUUUGGUGCCAGUAUGGGUUUCCAGAGACAUUUGUAUUGAC
Yamadazyma tenuis ATCC 10573 is the source of this 2079-nucleotide messenger RNA. The record is from RefSeq and is a predicted model, not a curated record. Lineage: Eukaryota; Fungi; Ascomycota; Pichiomycetes; Serinales; Debaryomycetaceae.